UGGCGGCGGCGCGCGGGAAGCGAACCGGAGCUCCGGCGCGGCGCGGCGGCCGCCGGGGAGCUCCGCUCAGGUGCGCGGCGAGAGGGGCGCGGGCCGGAGGCGGGCCUCCAGGACCGAGGCCGCGCGCAGCGCUCGCGCCAGCCGGAGCCGGAGGAUCUCCCCGGCGGACGCCUGGGUCCCUGGUCCAGCUCCCCGUCCCGGGUGGCAGCAGCGACCGGGGUCCGCCGCCCCCGAGAGCGCGCUUCGGGGGCCCAGCCCCGCCCCCGUCGGCCCCUAGCGGGGCCGCUCCGCGCCCCCCCCCCCUCCUCCCGGCCGCCUGCGCCCGCCCUCGGCCCUAGAUUUCUAAGGCAUUGGCCACGCCGCUGGGUGAUCCCUCCGGGCUCAAGUUGCAAGGGGGCGGGCCCGGGCCGGAGGUGGAGUCUCCCGCCAAUUGAAGCCUCGGCUAUAAAUCGAGCUCCCCGUACAGCCAAAGCCCAGAUGCCGCGCCAGGCCACCCCGAGGUUGGUGGUGGGUGAAGGUAGCGGGUCCCAGGGGGCUUCGGGGGCUGCAGCCACCAUGCUCCGCUCCCUGCUGCUUCACUCCUUGAGGCUCUGCGCCCAGACGGCCUCGUGCCUCGUGCUCUUCCCGCGCUUCCUUGGCACGGCCUUCAUGCUCUGGCUUCUGGACUUCCUGUGCAUCCGCAAGCAUUUCCUGGGCCGCCGCCGCCGGGGUCAGCCGGAACCUGCCGUGGAGCUCGACAGUGACGGCGAGGAGGUGCCCCCCGACGACCCGCCUGUCUGCGUGUCCGAUGACAACCGCCUGUGCACCCUGGCAUCGCUGAAGGCCGUUUGGCACGGCCAGAAGUUGGAUUUCUUCAAGCAGGCGUAUGAGGGCGGUCCAGCGCCCAACUCCGAGGUGGUCCUGCCCCACGGCUUCCAGAACCAGCACAUCCUUGACUACGCGAGAGGGAACCGCCCGCUGGUUCUCAAUUUCGGCAGCUGCACCUGACCACCGUUCAUGGCGCGCAUGAGCGCCUUCCACCGCCUGGUCACCAAAUACCAGCGCGACGUCGACUUCCUCAUCAUCUACAUCGAGGAGGCCCACCCCUCGGAUGGCUGGGUCACCACGGACUCCCCCUACAGUAUCCCGCAGCACCGAAGCCUGGAGGACCGGGUCAGUGCCGCCCAAGUACUGCAGCAAGGGGCGCCCAGCUGCUCCCUUGUCCUGGACACCAUGGCCAACUCCAGCAGCUCGGCCUAUGGGGCCUACUUCGAGCGCCUCUACGUAAUCCAGAAUGGCACCAUUAUGUACCAGGGUGGCCGCGGCCCAGACGGCUACCAGGUGUCUGAGCUGCGCACCUGGCUGGAGCGCUAUGAGGAGCAGCUGCACGGCGCUCAGCCCCGCCGAGUGUAAACAACCAUGGGCCAGUUGGCUGAACUUGGCAGGCCAUGCCUUCGAGCCUUCGAAGCCCACGUGCAAAUGCCCCCCCAAACAAGUCGGGUGUGCAGAGGGCCCCAUGACACAGAUGUGCUGAGCCAGGGAUCGCCGGCUGGGUCUGCGCCCCCAGCCAAGGCACCUGAAAAUUCUCCCUCGCCUCCCCGGACUCUGAGGCUGUGACUGUCCCUCACCUGCACUUGCCUGGCUGGCUCGAAAUCCCCCUUCUGAGUGUGGAUGCCACCUUUGCCUGGGUUCUCCCCUCCCCCACUCGUCCCCGCGGAGGCCCCUGCCUCUCACACCCCCUCCCCAGAGAGAAGAGCCACUGUGCCUUCAGCCAGGUGCAGCAGCCCUCGCGGAGUCUCUGGCCUGCCAGCAGAGCCGGCCGCUCGCCCCAGGCGCCUGGCACCCACACCUGUCGUUGGCAGGGAGGGGGCGCUCUGCUGCGUUUGUGUCUAUUUCUUGUCGCUGAGUUGGGAGUGGGGGCUUGGGCUGGGGAAGGGUGGCCAGGGUUGCCCCCCCUUAUUUUGGGUGCUCAGGAGCCCCACUGCUGAUGACGAGCUGUCUCUAACUGGUCUUGACCACGAGCCGGUUCUGAAUUGCAGAGGGCUCGCAGGAGCGCCUGAAACGAGGGAGGACAAGUACUCUGGGCUUCCGGGAGGAAAGCGCCACACAGGGGGUCCAAGAGGGGGGCUGGGGGUACCGUUCGGGACCAGAGGUAGCCGGCUUGAGAGGCACUGGCAAGGUUUGCAGCGCCCCAGGGAGAAGGAAGAGGCUGGGACUCCUGGGAAACGGGGUGUGGGUGGAGGAGUCCGCGAGAAAAGAGAGAAGGGAAGCGCACGGACACCCCCCGAGUGAGGGGUCUCCUGGGCAGAGCUGCCGGCUGUGGGGCCAGGAAGUGGGAGGCCCCUGAUUCGAAGGCCAUUUUUGAGUGUUUUGCUGGAAAUACUCUCUGUAUAUAAACUUCUUUUACGCUACAAUAAUAAAAGCUUGAAGUAAACUGC
Messenger RNA from Mustela erminea (ermine), 2417 nucleotides. It is a transcript of the gene DIO3, whose product is annotated as iodothyronine deiodinase 3. Lineage: Eukaryota; Metazoa; Chordata; Mammalia; Carnivora; Mustelidae. Gene Ontology annotation, molecular function: thyroxine 5'-deiodinase activity. The record is from RefSeq and is a predicted model, not a curated record. The transcript has a single exon.